GUAGGUAGAGGGCCUGUUUUUGGCUAGGUGAGCUUCUUCCACUCUUCUCUCUUCAAAGAAACCCAAGGUCUAGUUCUGUACCCUACCCCUGCACCACAACAGCCACUGGCCCAUCAUUGCCUUCAAUGCCCUUGACCCAAGUUCCUGGAAACAAAGGAAACAACAUGCUUUAUAGGGGCUGAGUGAGCAUUUCCGGGGCCGCAAAUUAAAUUAUACUCUCCUAGCCGCCUGCCUUGUUAUUGCUAAUGGCUCAAGCCCAGUGCAUCCCCUAGGUCCUGGUCCUAUGGAAAUUUUGGGAGCCUGGAUACCCUAUCUUGUUUCUAAAUAUUAAUUGGUUCCUGGAGGCCUCACCCAAAAUUGGAGAUGGCCACUCCUCUAGGAGAGUACCAAAAUCUUGAGUUCCAGUGAGUGAGCCUGAUCUGUGCCCCCACCCUCUAAAGAGGGCCCCUCAUGACUUAGCUGUAGGGUAGAGUCACGUGUGGGUCCUUCAUUAGACCCUGACAUAAAAGCUGAGGGCACAGUUGGCCAGGGACUCUCUAGGCAAGGAACAGCAAGCAGAGCCAGGCUAUGCUGACUGCAGUGCUGCUAAGCUGUGCCCUGCUGCUGGCAUUGCCAACCACGCUUGGGGCCCAAAUGGGAUUGGCACCCCUGGAGGGCAUCAGAAGGCCUGACCAGGCCCUGUUACCAGAGUUCCCAGGCUUAGGCCUGCAAGCUCUGCUAAAGAAGACGACUGCAGAACAAUCAGAAGAGGCUCUGCUACAGAAGGCAGAAGCUUUGGCAGAGAUGCUAGACCCGCAGAACCGUGAGCUCCGUUCCCCGCGCCGCUGUGUAAGGCUGCACGAGUCCUGUUUGGGACAGCAGGUACCAUGCUGUGACCCGUGCGCCACUUGCUACUGCCGCUUCUUCAACGCCUUCUGCUACUGCCGCAAGCUGGGUACGGCCACCAACCCCUGCAGCCGCACCUAACAGGCUGACGAUUCAGCAAACGGGCAUACGAAUAAAGGAUGGGAUCAAU
Molecule: messenger RNA, 1015 nt
Organism: Ictidomys tridecemlineatus (thirteen-lined ground squirrel)
Lineage: Eukaryota; Metazoa; Chordata; Mammalia; Rodentia; Sciuridae
Source: RefSeq, a predicted model, not a curated record